AAACAACGAAAAAAAAAUGUAUUGUUGAUAUGUCAAAAAACUGUCAAAAAACUAAAAAAAAAAGCGUGUGUUGGUUUUAAACAUUUUUAUUUUAUCAUCUCUCAAGUUAUUCGAAUAAUAAUGAAAAAGUUUUUCGUUGUCAAUAGUUGGGGUAAAGGCGAAAGCCCUAUACAAUUUGCAUCUGUCCCCAAGCAACAAAAAAGCGACACAUCUGCAAGCAAAAAAGCAAAAAAAAAGAAAAAAGAUGCCUUGAAAGAUUCCUCCACUCUUUCAUCCCAAAAAUUUCCCUUAGCACCACCGCCAUCACCACCAUCGUCUGAACCAAAUCCGGCCAAAAAAUCUAAAUCAAUUCUUCACGGCCGGGUUACUAAAGCUUACAAGAAGAAACUUAAAUCAAAAAAUGAAUUGUCCCAAAAACUCGAAACCACUACGACCAAAGCCACACAGUCUUCCAAUUUCGAAUCUAAACUAAAAGAGAACCUAAUGGGAGGUCGUUUUCGUUUUAUAAAUGAACAACUUUAUACAAUGAGCAGCAAGUCUGCCAAUAAUCUAUUCAAAGAAGACAAAUCCGCAUUUGAAGCUUACCACGAAGGGUAUCGACACCAAGUUGAGAAAUGGCCAUUAAAUCCAUUAAACAGAGUCAUUAAAUCCAUCAAAAAACUUCCCAAAGACUCAGUGAUUGGGGACUUUGGCUGUGGAGAGGGAAUGUUGGCACAAUCCAUUCCUAACAAGGUGUUUUCGAUUGACUUGGUAGCCUGUCGGAAGGAUAUCAUUGCAUCCGACAUGGCCAACACUCCACUCGAGAAUCAGUGUCUGAACGUUGCUGUUUAUUGCUUAUCACUUAUGGGAACAAACUUAAAUGAUUACUUGCUAGAGGCUAAUCGUUGCUUAAAAAUGGGCGGUUUAGUGUUUGUUGCAGAGAUAGAGUCUCGCUUCGAUGAUGUGAGGCACUUUAUUAGAACAUUCGACAACUGCGGAUUUAGUUUGGUGAAAAAAGAUUCUUCGGCGAAAUUAUUCCUUUUCUUUCAAUUUAAAAAAGUUAAGAAUGUGGGUAAAGAUGCCAAGUUAACUCCGUUCUCUUUAAAACCUUGUAUCUAUAGAAAAAGAUAAGGCGCUAAUGAAAAAGGAUAAUUUUUAAAAAUUUAUUUUACCAUUCGUUUACAAUUUUCUAUUUCAACAAUAAAUAGUUAAUAAAAAACUUAA
Episyrphus balteatus (marmalade hoverfly) is the source of this 1203-nucleotide messenger RNA. Its product is annotated as ribosomal RNA-processing protein 8. The transcript is spliced from 2 exons. Gene Ontology annotation, biological process: regulation of transcription by glucose; rDNA heterochromatin formation; cellular response to glucose starvation. The coding region runs from base 121 to 1110 and encodes 329 amino acids. The record is from RefSeq and is a predicted model, not a curated record. Gene Ontology annotation, cellular component: rDNA heterochromatin; nucleolus; chromatin silencing complex. Lineage: Eukaryota; Metazoa; Arthropoda; Insecta; Diptera; Syrphidae. Gene Ontology annotation, molecular function: methyltransferase activity.